UUGACUCAGUCCCUCCAGCUGAGUGACCAACUACACAUGCUCUUGCUGACACUAUGUGAAGAUCUGCCACACAAAAGACUUUCUCCUGAGUCAAUUCUGGAAGCAUGUGAGGCACAUCAGAAAGAAGCUGCUUUCUUACCAGCCAAUGUCUAUAUAAGAAAAAUGGUCCAGUUUGCUGUGGGAAGUGUCAGUGAGGUAGAGCGGGUAGUCAACGAAGACAGCACAGCCUCUCAGCUUAACAGAAGUCAUGUGAUAAGGAAAAGGCUGCAUGAGAAAAUAUCGGACAGCUCACCACUGUACUCCCAGAUGAAUUUUCACCAAGACAAAGGGUCCAGAUUAAUGAAUUACAGUCAAUCAACAGAAGAUUACAGACAACUCUCUGUGGACUACAGUGACUCUAAUAGUAUUUCUGAAAGUACAUCUUUGAUACUGUCUAACCGAGGACACAGGAGAGGGAGAGUUCCACAGACACACCGGUCAUGGGACCCCACCCUUAGUGGGUCAAGGACAGAAAGUAGCUACAAGCUCUUCAUAAACAGAUCAGUCAGUGCUGUAGAAGAAAUCCCUACUGGAAUUAAGAAGAACAGCAGACAGAACCUGCUAAGUUUAGGUUCCACCUUCUCUGUGUCUACAAAGGACUACACAGCAGCUGCUGCAUCACAGAAAUGUUUGUUCCACAGGAAGGAAAAGUUUUCAGGUCCAGAAUUUGUUAUUUUGUCUAGUGAACCACCAGUGACCUUACAGCUGCCUGGAUCAAUUGUGACUAAAAAAGGGAAAUCCUAUUUGUCCCAGAGGGAUCUCAAUGUGAUUCUACUCAAUGGGCAGUGCCUUGAGGUGCAAUGUGACAUCAAGUCCAAGGCAAGAGAUGUUUUCAACACCGUGGUGGCAUAUGCAAACUUGGUGGAACAUUUCUACUUUGGCUUGGCUUACCUGAAAGGUAAAGAAUUCUUCUUUUUGGAUGAGGAGACCAAACUCUACAAAGUGGCCCCAGAUGGCUGGAAUGACCAACCCAAGAAGAAAACAUCCAUCAUUAAUUUCACACUCUUUCUAAGGAUAAAAUUCUUUGUCAAUCACUUUAAUAUUAUCCAGCAUGGCUUGACAAGGCAUCAGUUUUAUCUUCAGCUUCGUAAAGAUAUUUUGGAGGAGCGAUUGUAUUGCAAUGAUGAGACUGCUCUGAAACUUGGUGCUUUGGCUUUACAGGCAGAGCUUGGCAAUUAUGCUCCUGAGAUGCAUGGGAAAAGCUAUUUUCGUGUUGAAGACUACGUUCCAGCAAGCAGAAUAGAGAAAAUGACCCUGGCACAUGUACAGAGGGAGCUUGCUAAAUUACAUCGUAUGAAUCGUUCCCUAUUUGAGGAUGAAGCUGAACUAGAAUUUUUAAAGGUGACUCAGCAACUUCCUGAAUAUGGAGUCUUAUUCUACCGUGUGUCCCAAGAGAAGAAAGGAGCAGCAGGGGACAUCAUCCUGGGAAUCUGUGCCAAAGGCAUCAUUGUUUAUGAGGUUAAAAAUCAAACAAGAAUUGCCAGUUUAAGAUUCCAGUGGCGUGAAACAGAGAGAAUUUCAGCUCAUAGAAAAAAGUUCAUGAUUGAAAGCAACUUCAGUGGCAAGAAACACACCUUCAUUACCGAUACAGCAAAGACAUGUAAAUAUCUACUGGACCUCUGCUCUGCCCAGCACAAAUUCAAUGCACAGAUGAAUUCUAGGCAACUUCGGCAGACAUCAUCAGAGGAAAGUAAAUUUGUGGAAAUAGACAAAUCAAAUCCUGCAUAUGCAGCUCAACAUGAACACCUUGCCCUGAUUCAGAGAUUGUCUCGUUCAGAGAAUGUGCUCUAUGGAGCAAACCUGGAAAAUCUUUCUGCUGGGAUGAUGAGCAAAUCUUGUGAUAACCUCAGUGUGGAAACCAGCAACAGGACUAGACACAAAAGCAGUCUCGGCAGAUCCACAUCAGGACUAUCCCAGUCAGAAAUGCACAUCAAUUUGAAUGGAAAGCAUAGGAGUUAUGACUACCUGUCUAUCCAUUCAACUCAGAACACAAUCAGUGCACCUGGAUCACCAGCCAUCCAAAAGGAAGUUUUACUAAGUGGUCUAGAAAGGGAAAUAAUCUGUGUCAACCUAAAACGUGACACUAAGAAUGGAUUUGGUUUUGUAAUUAUUGGAGGAGAAAAUGUAGGAAAAUUAGACCUCGGUAUCUUUAUUGCUUCAAUUAUCCCUGGGGGACCUGCAGACAGAGCUGGAAAUAUCAAACCAGGAGGACGACUCAUCUCUGUGAAUAAUACUAGUCUUGAGGGCGUUUCAUUUAAUACUGCAGUUAAAAUCAUACAGAAUUCUCCUGAUGAAGUGGAGCUCAUCAUCUCUCAACCCAAAGACAUAUGUGAAGAAGGACUAAAUGAAGAAAAGAAUCUAUCAAGAGGAAACAGCACUAGUGGAUCUGAGAUCUCUUGUGCAGACAACAGGAGAAAAAAGAUUCAGGAUUGUCAUACAGUCCUCCCCAAAGAACAGGACAUAAAUGUAGAUGAACUUGAGAAGGCCCUUUCCUGGAGUUUAGUACCAGAUUUGGGCUCUAGGAUUCCAGUUCCUUCAGCUGAUAGCCUGGAUGUGGAGGAAGCUGAUUCUUCGCACUUACCAUCUCCAUCUGAAACUAACUCAAAGGAAAUUUAUACUGUGGAGCUUGUUAAAGAAGAUGGAACUUUUGGAAUCAGUGUGACUGGUGGAAUUAACACUAGCGUACGCCACGGUGGGAUAUAUGUGAAGUCAAUUAUUCCCACGGGACCAGCUGAUAAGAAUGGACAAAUAAAGAUAGGUGAUCGUCUCCUGGAAGUAGACGGCAUCAGCCUCUGUGGCAUCACUCACAAACAGGCUGUGGAACACCUGAAGAAGUCUGGCCAGAUUGCCAAGCUGGUUCUAGAACGGGGAAACUACCAAUCAGCAGAGCCAUGCCUGACUGCUAAUACCAGAAAGGAGGACCACUGUGCAGUUGUUUCUGUAGCAACAUCCUUCACAGAUGAUAUCAAGGACUACUGCUUUUUGACAGAUGAUAAUAUAUUUGAAGUCAAAUUAAUAAAGAAUUUGGGAGGCCUUGGCUUUAGUGUUCUGCAAAUGGAAGGAGAUGGUUGCGAACACCUCGGAGGAUCUAUCAUCAGGAUCAAAAGACUGUUUCCAGGGCAGCCAGCUGAAGAGAAUGGCGAAAUCAAAGCGGGAGACAUCAUUUUAGCUGUGAAUGGGAAGCCUAUUCAAGGACUCCUGUAUCAGGAUGUCUUGCACUUGUUGAGAGGAGCUCCUUCAGAAGUCGUACUACUACUUUGCAGACCACCAAAAGGUGUUCUUCCAGAAAUAGAGCAGAGUGCCAUGACUCCAGCACCAUCUCCAGUUAAGGAGUUUGUGGCAGAAACGCCAGGCAGUACAGAGUUAGGAAACAGUAUGGAUCAGUCAACCAGUGAUGGAGGUAGCACCUCUCCAGACCUCGAAGACUGCCUGGAUUCUCCAGUGGCAGCAGAUUUCAGUGAGCCUCCUGAAGAGGACAGUUCAACUUACGAAGAGCAGGAAGCUGAACUUCCAGAGAAGCCCAUACAGAAACUUAUGACUUCCAGGGAACAUUUCUAUAAGCAUCUUUGGAAGUUUCAUCAAGAAGCUGCCAAUUCUGAAGUCUUUCACUCCCUCGAGGAAGAAAUGAAGGAGAACUGCUACUCACCAUGUGAAUUUGGACGGGCCAAAAGCUCAACAUCUGUGACCUCACUUUCACAUGGAGGAAGCUCUGAGACACUCUCCACAACUAUGGUGACCCCACAACCACGUGUCUAUGGUCCCUUCUCAUCAUCCAUGCCAGCUAGAGAGACACAUGACAGUGACAAUGAAUGGGAAGACUUGGAGGAACUAGAAGAAGAGAAGAAAGAAAAGGAAUAUUGCACUAAGGAAAUGGAGAUCUUUGUGACUUUGAUAAAGUCAGAGAACAACGGUUAUGGAUUCUCUGUAGUUCUUAACAAAGUGGACUCUUGCCUCUAUGUUGAUGAAAUCUUGAAUGAUCCUGCCCUGUCUGAUGGAAGAUUAAGAAGGGGAGACAGAAUCAUUAUGGUGAAUGGAAUUGAUGUCACAUCUUUACCAUGCAAUCAAGCCCUGACUUUACUGCAAAGCUCCCCUCCUGAUCUGCACCUUGUGGUUGGUCGUGCUCACAGUGAUCCACGUCCCUCUAUUAGGCCAGAUGAGAUUCCUGAAAUUACUCUCACCAAAGGUGCCAAUGGACAGCUAGGGCCACCUGUUGAGACAGAGAAAGCCAGUAUUUCUUUCUCAAAUGAAAACCUGAAUUCCCAAGAACAGCAUCUGCUGCAUCAACAUGAGAAACAUUUGGAGGAAACAAACUGUGAUGCUGAGCAAGACACUCCUGAUUCUCCAGAAUGUAAGGACUUCAUUAUUAAGGUUGAGCUGGAAAAAGCAGAAAAUGGAAGCCUAGGAUUUGCACUCGUAGGUGGAAGAAAUGGCAGGGCUAUCCUAAUAAAAGCCAUCAGCCCAGACAGCAUUGCAGACAUAGAUGGAAGGCUUCAAGUUGGUGACAUCCUACUCAAGGUGAAUGAGACUUUUGUGUCUGGCCUGCCACGCCAAACAGUUACGGAUUUGCUGCGCAAAGCUCAAGGCACUGUUCAACUCACUGUGUGCCGAAGGAUGGCUUUGCAUUGGGCUUACACAGGCAAUCAAAGCAAGAGUAUACCUUUCCCUCCAAACACAAAAGCAGAGCAUGAUAGUGCAGAGGGAAGCCUGCAAGCUCAUCCUGUUCUCACUUUCAAGGAAGGAGAAUCGCACCAGAUGUGUACCAAGGAUUUAGAUAGCAUACACAGUUCCCUUCUGCAAGGUCAGCUGGCUGGACGAGACUGUAAGGAUAUAAUCAGUAACAUUUCAGACAGGUCCCAGAAAUAUGCCAAAUGUGAAGGCUGCAGAACAGAGACUCAGCAGCCUGUGGCAGACAACCGGAAUGAUGAAGACAAUGAUAUGCCCCACAGGAUUUCUGUUCUACCUAGAAGUAGAACCUUUGCUUCUGGAGAUGAACUGACUCACUUAAUUAACUUUAAACCAUCACUGGCUGGAAUAGGUCCAACAACUGGCAUCACAGGUCUUAUUCGAGGCCUUCAGUUUCGGAUUGAGACUCAGGAGGUGUUAAAGGAGUUUGUGGCUUUAGAAUGUUUGAAACCAAUAGAUGACUGCAGAACUGGCAAAGCACCAGAAAACCGGGAUAAAAACAGAUACCGAGAUAUUCUUCCAUAUGAUAGGACACGAGUUCCUCUGGGAGAAAAGAAUGGCUACAUUAAUGCAAGUUAUAUUAGAAUGAAAGUUGGAGGAGAUGAACAUUUCUAUAUUACAACCCAAGGGCCUUUGCCAUCCACUGUGGCUGAUUUCUGGCAAAUGGUCUGGGAGAGUGAAUCAGAUGUGAUUGCCAUGAUGACAAAAGAAGUGGAGCUAGGGCAAAUCAAAUGUCACCGGUACUGGCCUGAACCUCCCCAUGACUCUAUAGACCUGGCUAAUUUCCAUCUCAGGCUAGACGAUUACCAGAUCCUGGACUACUUCAUAAUUAGAACAAUAGAAAUGAUCAACAAGCAGACAGAAGAGAAGCGCAUUAUAAGUCAUUUGCAGUUUAUCACUUGGCCAGACCAAAAUACUUCCGAACUGCCUGAGCAGCUUGUAAAAUUUAUUUGUUACAUGAGAAGAGCUCACAGCACAGGACCUAUUGUUGCUCACUGUAGCACUGGCAUUGGAAGAAGUGGAGUUUUGCUGGUUGUUGAAGUUCUGCUCAGCUAUAUAGAAAAAGAUUUAUCUUUCAACAUCAAGCAGAUAGUGAGAGACUUGAGACAUCAGCGAUUUGGCAUGAUCCAAACAAAGGAUGAGUAUUUAUUCUGCUAUGAAGUUGUGCUGGAAGUCCUUCAGAACCUUCAAGCAAUGGAUUCCGACUGACUGCAAUAUGACUCUUCCCUGUUGCUGUUCCUGUUGGACUCCAGGGACCCCUCAGUAAUUGCUUUAAAGCAAUGUCAAGCCAGCACAGACAAGUGGUGUAUUACAUGCUUUGUUAGAUUACUCUGAUUUCUAAAGCAUUUCAAAACCUUGCUUAACAUGUCCUUGGUAAGUCAUUUAAGUCUUGGCACACAGUUUGGCGAAACAGCCAACCAGUGCUGCAACAGUGCUGUUAAAUUAAAAUGAGAUUUGCGUGCUCUGUAAAAUAACAUAUGAAUAGUUUGGAAAAUAUUUUGGGACUGUGACAAGGAGAUAGAAGCUUUUGGAAUUAGUUCCACUUUCCGAAGGCAACUAUGAAAAUCUAAGGUUCUUAUGGUGGUGGUGGAAGGUUAGUUGUCCCUUACAUAUUGUUGUGCACUACUGGUUUCUGGACUGCAAAUCAGCAUUUUCUACAGUAGUUAUGCUUUUAUGUGGAAGGACUCAAUUUAUUUAGCUUUGGUUGCUUGAACAAUGUAGAAUCAUUUCCAGUCAUCACUCCAGCCCAGGAAUUUAUACCAAGAAGCUGACAGAAAAGUAAGAUGCCUUUAAAACCUAGUUGUUUCUCUUCAAAGCAUAAAGAGUGUUCUAAUAAUCGGAUAGAAUAUUAUUUUUUUCCCAGCAAUAUGAACAUCUUUAAACAGCAUCAGUAUUCUUUCAUUCUGCAUCCAUGUAAAAAGGAAUGCAAUACAAAGCCAGAUGAAAGGACUGUGUGUGCAUUGUGGCACACAUUUACAUUUCAUCUUCCACUUAUCAUUUUCAUUAACUAUCUU
This is a messenger RNA of Neopsephotus bourkii (Bourke's parrot), 6737 nucleotides long. RefSeq names its product FERM and PDZ domain containing 2 (gene FRMPD2). Gene Ontology annotation, biological process: protein dephosphorylation. The record is from RefSeq and is a predicted model, not a curated record. Gene Ontology annotation, cellular component: cytoskeleton. Lineage: Eukaryota; Metazoa; Chordata; Aves; Psittaciformes; Psittacidae. Gene Ontology annotation, molecular function: protein binding; protein tyrosine phosphatase activity. The transcript is spliced from 41 exons. The coding region runs from base 37 to 5931 and encodes 1964 amino acids.